AUGGCCGGGAAGAACCAUAGCUCCAUCACCGAGUUUAUUUUCACCGGGCUGUCUGAUGACCCCCACAUCGAGGCUCUGCUCUUUGUUCUCUUCCUGGUGGUUUAUCUCCUGACCAUGACGGGCAACCUGAUGCUGCUGCUGGUGAUCAAAGCUGACUCCCAUCUCCACACCCCCAUGUACUUCUUCUUGAGUAAUCUCUCAUUUCUGGAUCUCUGCUUCUCCUCAGUCACGGUGCCCAAGUUGCUGAAGGACCUCCUGUCUGACAAGAAAACCAUCUCAGUAGAGGGAUGCCUAGCUCAGGUCUUCUUUGUGUUCAUCACUGCAGGGACUGAAGCCUUUCUGCUCUCCAUGAUGGCCUAUGACCGCUAUGCUGCCAUCUGCCACCCACUGCUCUAUGGCCAGAUCAUGAGCAAUGAACUGUGUGUGAGGCUGGUACUCAUCUCCUGGGGCCUAGCCUCUCUUAAUUCUGUUGUCAUUGUGCUCUUAGCUGUUAAUCUAGACUUCUGUGGAGCCCAAAUUAUCCAUCAUUACACCUGUGAGCUGCCCUCCCUCUUCCCUCUGUCUUGCUCUGAAAUCUCCAUCAAUCUCGACAUCUUGAUCUGCUCUACCUUGCUGCAUGGACUUGGCACCUCACUCCCCAUCUUCUUCUCCUAUGCUCGCAUUGUGUCUACCAUCCUGAGCAUGAGUUCUACCAGAGGCAGAAGCAAGGUGUUUAACACCUGUUCUUCUCAUCUAAUUGCAGUGAUUCUAUUCUUUGGGUCAGGUUUGGUUCGCUACCUCAUGCCCACCUCUGGAUCUUCUCUCGAUUUGCUCUCCUCCUUACAGUACAGUGCCAUCACCCCUAUGCUCAAUCCACUCAUCUACAGCCUGAAGAACCAGGAAGUAAAGGCAGCCAUGAGAAGGACAUUGGGGAAAUUUUUACGUUAUUUUGCAUAA
This is a messenger RNA of Dipodomys ordii (Ord's kangaroo rat), 936 nucleotides long. Its product is annotated as olfactory receptor 8S1-like. The transcript has a single exon. NCBI's taxonomy places the organism in Eukaryota, Metazoa, Chordata, Mammalia, Rodentia, Heteromyidae. The record is from RefSeq and is a predicted model, not a curated record. Bases 1 to 936 code for a protein of 311 amino acids. Gene Ontology annotation, cellular component: membrane. Gene Ontology annotation, molecular function: G protein-coupled receptor activity; olfactory receptor activity. Gene Ontology annotation, biological process: G protein-coupled receptor signaling pathway.